AUGUGGGGCAUUUGGCAAGACGGAAACACCAAGGUUUUUCAGGGAAAGGAACCGCCAGUUGACAUGCUAGUAGCUCGAGUUAUAAGGUGGGCAGAGGAAAGUGCUGAGAUGCAGAAAGCCGCAAGCAGAGCUGUCAAAGCCAAUACCAGACUUGGUGUUGUUGCAAGGGACAGUGCAGGGUCAGUUUUGUUUACAACUACAAAGAGGAUUAAAGCCUGGUGGGUGGUAGAAAUUGCUGAAGCAAAAGCCAUGGUAUGUGCCUUAAGCUUAGGUGCUCGUUUCGGGUACAAUAAGGCAAUCAUCGAGACAGAUUGCCAAACUAUUGUUUCAAGGCUUUCAACGGAGGCCUGCUACAGCACUGAUAUGGACUUAAUACUAGGCGAUGCCAUGGCCUUAUGUUCCUCCUAUGACAGCCUCCGCUGGAGUCAUGUGAAGCGAGAUGGAAACUCCGUAGCACACAACCUUGCGAAGCUUAUCCCCCCUAAUUCUAAGCAAAUAUGGGAAAAUUAUGUCCCUCCAAAUAUAGCCCCUUAUGUACUCAUGGACUAUUUGGUGAAUUAA
Messenger RNA from Chenopodium quinoa (quinoa), 561 nucleotides. RefSeq lists its product as uncharacterized. Gene Ontology annotation, molecular function: RNA-DNA hybrid ribonuclease activity; nucleic acid binding. The coding region runs from base 1 to 561 and encodes 186 amino acids. The transcript has 2 exons. NCBI's taxonomy places the organism in Eukaryota, Viridiplantae, Streptophyta, Magnoliopsida, Caryophyllales, Amaranthaceae. The record is from RefSeq and is a predicted model, not a curated record.